CUAUCAGUAAUUCCAUGUCGUAUCAAGCCGGAUUCUUUUCACCAGCGUCGUAUUUAUGACGUAACUUCCGCCUUUUAGCACAACAAGGGAAGCUAUCUUUUUAGCAUCGAAAAUGAGUUUAUUUUUGACUAAAUUAGCUUCUAAAAGAGACAUAGAUGAAGUCAUCAAAAGUGUAGCAGAAAAAGUCGUUGUUUUGAGGUUCGGGAGAGACGAAGACUCUGUUUGUCUGCACCUCGAUGAAAUUCUGUCAAAAACCGCCCAUGACUUGAGCAACAUGGCGUCCAUCUACAUCGUUGAUGUGGAUAAAGCUCCCAUCUACACGAGAUACUUCGACAUCAGUUACAUCCCCUCUACCGUUUUCUUCUUUAACGGACAGCACAUGAAAGUGGAUUAUGGAUCUCCAGAUCACACCAAGUUUGUUGGCAGCUUCAAGACCAAACAAGAUUUCAUGGAUCUGAUUGAGGUCAUAUACAGAGGGGCCAUGCGUGGGAAGAUGAUUGUGCAGAGUCCCAUCGAUCCACGAAAUAUUCCCAAAUUUGACCUCCUAUACCAUGGAAUAUAAAAUGAACACCUGCACAAUGUGGGACAUUAAGAUCAUAAGGAUUUCCAACAUGUUUGUUUGAAAUAUGUGCGUUUUGAUGAAAUAGGUUAUGCGAAUUUACUUCAUGCCUUGUAAAAUGCACUCAUGUUGAUGUUUCCUAUGGAAAACUGGCUGUAUUUACAAAGUGAGACACAAUAUUAUCAAUGUACAUGCUCAUGCUUUUAUAAUAAACUUCUUUUUUUUUUUUUAA
Messenger RNA from Pungitius pungitius (ninespine stickleback), 791 nucleotides. It is a transcript of the gene txnl4b, whose product is annotated as thioredoxin-like 4B. The record is from RefSeq and is a predicted model, not a curated record. Gene Ontology annotation, cellular component: U4/U6 x U5 tri-snRNP complex; U5 snRNP; spliceosomal complex. The coding region runs from base 113 to 562 and encodes 149 amino acids. The transcript is spliced from 3 exons. NCBI's taxonomy places the organism in Eukaryota, Metazoa, Chordata, Actinopteri, Perciformes, Gasterosteidae. Gene Ontology annotation, biological process: mRNA splicing, via spliceosome.